GUACCUCUUUUGAAAUUGGCAGGGGGACACCAGGGCACAUCAAACCACGAGGGGUGGCUUCGAACUGGAGAAGUGGCCUUGGAUGGUUUGAUAGAGCGCGGCAUAUCUGAUAGCAUCCAAGAGAAGAAUUAAUAUAGCGUGUACCUCCCAAAAUUAUGAAACUGAAGUUGUGAUCUGGUUAGUGACAUAUUACGAGUGAAAAAAUGAAGUCUGCUUGUAGGAAAGCUGUGUUGUUUUCACUGCUCUGCGUGGUUCUAUUUGGGUAUGCUACAGCCGAGUCUGAAGAAGAGGUUUCACGGAAGUUGAUAUCUGCUCCGCACAAGAAUGUGAGAACUAAUGUUAUUGAUGGCACUGGUAAUGAGAAUACCUUAGGUUUUGAGGAUAUAAAUAACGGGAUCGGUGAGACAAAGGGCGGGAACAGCAAAGUCUCAAUCUCCACUGUUGCAUUAUUUACGCUGGCAAUGGCUGCUGCCACUGGUUUAGGUGCAGUGCCAUUCUUCUUUGUGGAGCUUGAUCCACAAUGGGCUGGACUCUGCAAUGGAAUGGCUGCUGGUGUAAUUUUGGCUGCAAGCUUUGAUCUUAUACAGGAAGGGCAAGGUCAUGGAGCAGGGAAUUGGGUGGUCUUUGGGAUUCUAGCUGGGGGAAUUUUUAUUUUGCUUUGCAAGAAGUUUCUCGAACAAUAUGGAGAGGUUAGUAUGUUGGACAUUAAAGGUGCAGAUGCAACUAAAGUAGUUCUUGUGAUUGGAAUAAUGACUCUUCAUUCAUUUGGGGAGGGCUCUGGUGUUGGGGUUUCCUUUGCUGGUUCAAAGGGUUUCUCUCAGGGCCUUUUGGUAACUUUUGGCUAUUGCUGUUCACAAUAUACCAGAAGGAUUAGCUGUAAGGAUUAUAUGAUCAACAUGAGAAGCUUCGUUUGAUAUCCUUUAGAAAAAUAGAAAAUAUAUGCUUUUUUUCUUUCUCUCUUUUGGACUGAAAAAGAAAAUGACAGCUCUCAUUUGACAAUUCCAAUUUCCAGAUGUUCUUCAAAGUACAAAAGCAUCUACCUCACCAAAAC
Rosa rugosa (rugosa rose) is the source of this 1051-nucleotide messenger RNA. Its product is annotated as putative zinc transporter At3g08650. Gene Ontology annotation, molecular function: zinc ion transmembrane transporter activity. Gene Ontology annotation, cellular component: membrane. NCBI's taxonomy places the organism in Eukaryota, Viridiplantae, Streptophyta, Magnoliopsida, Rosales, Rosaceae. The transcript is spliced from 2 exons. Bases 204 to 914 code for a protein of 236 amino acids. The record is from RefSeq and is a predicted model, not a curated record. Gene Ontology annotation, biological process: zinc ion transmembrane transport.